GGCAGCAGCGCAGCAUCCCGCAUCACACUGAAGGAUGCUGGCAACCAUGUCUGAAAACACACACACACAUUCACAUAUGGCCGACGAGGUGAAAACAGCGAUGUAGCUUUGAAGAUGCCAUCCUUUUUCGUGUCCCGUUUUCUCUUCUUUAUAUUUUUGUCCGGUUUUAAAGGGACCGCUGGUAAAUCGAUCCCUGAAAGGGAAGCUCUCGAGGUGCAGGUGAGGGUCCAGGUGUUUGACAGUGGUGAUCUUUCACCCCUGGCCAAUGCUGCUAUUGCUGUUCGUGGUAACCAGACUCUGCUGGCACAAAGCAAAGCAGGCAGUGAUGGCGUGCAGGUCGUCAGCUUCCUGUACCGCACGGGAACAUGGGUAAUCAUUACAGCAUCUCAGAGAGAUUACCUCACCAGCUCAGUGCCAUGGCACGCCAGCCGUUUACCCUUAUAUGCCUCUGUCAGUCUUUACCUGAUGGCCCAGAAGCCCGGCACACUGAUCCUAUAUGAUGAUGUCAUCCAGGUGUUUCAUGGCUCCCAAAGUGGGCGGAGCCAGCCGUGGCUGCAGGUUCCAAGGCGGAGCCUACAGUUUAACUCCUCCUACACAGAACUGACUGCAGUUUUAACAACAGCCAGAGAGCAGAAUGAAAUUAACUCAUUCCCUUACCCACUCGCUCUGGAACCAAACAACACAGGAGGAGAGAAUGGCUGGACGGACCUGACAACAAUAGCAGCAGUCAGUGCACAACUGUUUGACCGCGAGGGUCGAGCGGUUGAGGUCAGCGAGCCAGUUCACAUCUCUGUGCCUCUGCCUUCGGAUACUCACAUACGAUCGGCCACCAGCAUACCCGUAUGGAUGUACGACACCAAGACAGGACUAUGGGUACGAAACGGAACAGGAUUUAUCACUCGAGAGGGAUCGCAGCUUACAUGGGACUUCACUGCCUUCCAGCUUGGCUACUGGAUUGCAGCUUUCCGUUCUUCAGCAGGCUCAGGUUUGUCUCACCCGGGCCUGAGGGACAUCACAGCCUACCACACCUUCUUCCUGCUGUCCAUCUUGGGAUCUCUUGCUCUCUUGGUACUAGUCUUGCUCUGUGUCCUACUCUAUUAUUGCAGACGAAGAUGUCUGAAGCCCAGACGGCAGCAGAAACAGAUUCAAGCUCCAUCUGCUUUGAAUGGAUCCAAGCGGGACCAAGGCACCUCCAUGUCCCAUUUGAACCUCAUCUGUGGUGGCCAUGUUGAAUCCGCUGCCUCCAGUGGCAACUUGGAUGCCAACAAAUCAGAGGGAUCCCCAUCCCAUGCCUUCAAGAGUGCUCGGGAUGAGUUUACCAGGCACAUUCCUGCCCACAAGCUUCGGCACUCCUCUAAGACCAAGCAGUCUAAAGGAGCCCAAAAGAAUGCAGAGAGUUUCCCCAUGAAGGUACAUCGAUCCACGGAUACCAGCAAUCUGGAUAGCAAUCUUCUACAUGAUGAAUAUGGACGCAACUAUAGCACUGAUGACAAGGAUCAUGACUAUCGCCGGAGGCACAUUGUCAAUGAUAACCGGGGCUACACAUCCGACCCACCUUCUCCACCAAUUGUCGACAAGCCACCAGAGUAUUCGCAGGUUUUGCAAGGGCCGGAUCGCCCAUCGUCGCUAAACACACAACCAGGUCAGAUUAUAUUCUGCAGCUCACUGGAUCAGAUGAAGGAGAACAUGUAUCGUUCUAUGGUACCCACUCUUGUGAUCCCGGCCCACUACAUGAGGCUUUCGUCCGAGUUUGGUGCCACAGAUCAGGGUAAAGACGGGUCGAACCAGGCCGACCGAGAUGGACAGAGUUUGCAAGGAACAAGCAGUGGGAUUCAAGGUCAAAACCAUCAAGGCCAGACCCCUGGUUCAGGCCAUUCAGAAGCCCAACAAGGUGAAUCUCCAGCAGGCUCAGAUGAGAGUAUGUGGCCCCCUGGUGGACCACCAGCGCCGGUUCACAUCCCUGUUUUGUUCAAUGACUCCACCAUCUCCCAGAUGAACGGCGAGCUGCAAGCACUUACGGAAAAGAAGCUUCUGGAGCUGGGGGUGAAGCAACACCCUCGUGCUUGGUUUAUAUCACUCGACGGACGUGCCAACGCUCAUGUGCGCCACUCCUACAUAGAUGUAGGUGCCGAUCUAAGCCACAGUGGAACACAUAGAGGCAACCACAGCGCCCAAAGCACGUUGAGUGCCCCUGCCGGGAGUAGUAAAGACCGAAACGUAGAUACAAGUCUCCAAGACACACAACAUGAGCGCAAGUCCGCAUCCAGUCGGAAGAACAAAGAGGAACACCACGGAAGUGGGCGCAAGGGCCAUGGAGGAAGCAGCUCCAGCAGUACACGUGGUGGGAAGCACUACAAACCAACCUACCAUGACCCUCUGGACCUAAGUGGAGGAGUGAGCCGCAUGGGGGCCAGUUCACCACUGGAAAACCCUUUGACCCCUCUUUUGGAUGACGGUCCUGAAGAACCCAGAGGGUCUUCAAUGCCGAGAAGGGGUCGAAGCCGGGGGAACAGCUCACGUAGUAGCAACAGCGAAACACAACUUGACUCCGUCACCAGCCCAGAAGAUGACAAUGACCUUGAUGACAAGGAUGGGAACAAGAAGAGUCCCUGGCAGCGCAUUGAAGAGCGCCCCCUCAUGGUGUUUAAUGCCAAGAAGUAGAGCGAGAAAUCAAUCCAAGCAGCUGCCUUGAAUAAUUGGACAACUAGAGAUGUGUUCAAAUUGAUAAUGACUGUUUUGACACCCAAUGAUAUUUUCACGGGCCGACUAUUUGUUAUAUUGUUAUAAUUUGAUAGACGUUUCCAAAAUGAUUGUCAUGCUAUUGGAUUAUUUUGUCUUUCUAUGACAACAUAUUUUCACUGAUCAAUUUGAAUGCAUCUCGGGUCAAAGAACUCAAAUUUGGUGGCAUCAUACCAUCUUAGUGUUUUGCACACCAAGAAUCACAUUAAAUUCAAGAACUAGUUGUAGUGAAAAGAACGCCAUUGCAGAUGUAGGAAUACAAGAUACCAAACAACAGGGCGAGUGCAUUAAUAUAAAGCACAACUCAACAACACAAUAUGCUGGUCUACAAGAGGAAGACUUUAUCUUAUAGUCUUUCUAUAUCCAAGCCAUUCAAACUCUUACAAACAACUGCAUCCAAAAGUACCCGAGUACCUUUUCACUCUCAAUGGCUUUGUGAUAGACUUUUUCACUGGAUGGAUUUCGCUAAAGCUUGAGUCAUCAAUAUGUUGGAUCAAGGACUUGAUGUUUUCAGAAACUUUACAUUAAACUUUUAGAGACCCAUUUUCUUAUGUUCUGAUGCAGUAUACUGUAUUCCUUGGUGGUAUUUCUUCCUAACUUGCUCGUUCUUCUACCUUCAAUAUUCAUUAUUUUGAUGUCAUUUCCUCAAUCUUUCAUACUAACUUUAUAUGUUAUGUGCAUUGCUAAUCUGAAAUUUACAGUUCAGAUUUCAAACAUUCCAGAUUUUUUACCGUUAGUCCUUAAGUAGAUGAAUUAAAAUUAAAUUAACAAGGCUUAAUGUUCACAUUUAUGUGUGAUGUGAUGUUAUUGCAAUUUUUAAGUCAUUACACAAAGCAUUUUCGAUUUAUUGUAUUAUAUGUUAUGCCAUAGCACAUGUUGCAUUAAAGUGCAGAUUUGUAUAAGAAAAGCUGAUUCCAAAUUAAGUUACUCUUCAGCGGGACCCCAAUUUCACUUACAAUGAAAAAGCAUCGACUGUAAUACAGUAGAUAUGAAUGUAUGUUAGCAUUUUCAGUCCGCUUUUCAUUUGUUUAAAGAGAGCCAUUAGCAUUUUGUGUAUAUGUAUGAUAGCCUAUAUGUGCAUGAGAUAACUAGUAUAGGACAACAGAUUUUUUAUGCCUAUAAAUUAAAAUAGACACUAUCAAAGCAUGAAGAUGAAUAUUAGAUGCAUCUGAUACUGAUGCCUGAUGGGAAGAAAUUUGCCAAAAUUUCAAAUUAAAUAUUAUAUACGAGUUUACAGGCCAGUGUUUGGCCAAUGUAUUUCCAUCCAAACUUUUCCAACGCUGUUAAUAUUCACAUUGUCUGCAUUGCAUUGACUGUGACAAAAGUCUGACUUGGAUCAUUUUAAUAAGCCAUUCAAAUAUUAAAAUCUAAUAAUUUGUAACACUUCUUAAUUGUACUUUUCUAAAUUUUUAAACUAUUUAUUAUUAUUUUUCUCAUGUUUACUAUUAUUAAAACAAGCACAAGACAUGUCAUUUUUAAAGCAACAUUUUAUGAAUAAUUAAGACAAAUUUACAGGGUAGUGUAAGGAGCAUGAAGGCUGAGACUUUGAACUAUUUGACGACUAUCAAGCAUAAUACAAAGAGACUUUUACUAAAAUAGCUCUGCUCAUGCUGAUCUGGUGCCAAUCACAUGUAGAGCAGUGAUUUACGCUGUCUCUUGUAAUGAUCGUCAACUAACUAUAAAUGAUAGCAUGGUUGCAACAUGUCUCAUGUGUCAUUUGUUUUGCAACCUUUCAUAACUUCCUUAUAAUAACUGAAACGGAUAUAACGGGAGCUGAGAUUAAGUACUGGAUUGUGUUUUGUCAAACUUACUAGAAGUGAAAUCGAGCCAUUCUGUUCCUCUGUCUGUUUAUUUUGUUCACAGCCUGUGGAUAAUUUACACAGGAAAUAUCAAUAUGCCUUUGUCGAUGUACAUUUAUCACGUGAUGUGGUGCUCUGAAACACAUUUCCCUCUGUACUGUGUAAUUAUUUCUCUCUUUGAUGGAGUAUGAACAUGACUCUGAUGAUAUGAUGAUGUUUCCAUUGUGCACAACAGCUUUGCUUAAUUGUUGAAAAUCAUGGCAGAUGGAACUUUUGCAAUUUUAUAAUUUGUUCAUAAUAUCCUAGAAAAAGAAAAAAAAAAUCACUUGUGAAAUGGACUGUUUCACUUUUGACGUGCCCAAAAGUCAUGUGCUGUACAAUAAAGAAAUUCCAUUUUCUUGU
Cyprinus carpio (common carp) is the source of this 4940-nucleotide messenger RNA. It is a transcript of the gene fam171a2b, whose product is annotated as family with sequence similarity 171 member A2b. Lineage: Eukaryota; Metazoa; Chordata; Actinopteri; Cypriniformes; Cyprinidae. The record is from RefSeq and is a predicted model, not a curated record.